UGAGCACAUUGUUUCUGCGCGGUACAGUCUGUUUGAGAAUAUAAUGAAUGAAGUUUUACUCAAAUAAGAAAUUUAGCGUAAACGUUACGUAGUCGUUCUCUCGGAGGGAAGCUGACUGACCCCGACUUCACGGUGUUUACAGUAUAAUAUAAGAACGCCGCCUUACUGAAGUUCACAGACUGGGACAGAGAUGGCUGGAAUUUUGUUUGAGGAUAUCUUUGAUGUAAAAGAUAUCGAUCCAGAUGGCAAAAAGUUUGACAGAGUGUCGCGCCUUCACUGUGAAAGUGAGUCUUUCAAGAUGGACCUCAUCUUGGAUGUGAACAUCCAGAUCUAUCCUGUUGAUCUCGGUGACAAGUUCAGGCUGGUCAUUGCCAGCACCUUAUAUGAAGAUGGAACACCAGAUGAUGGAGAGUACAAUCCUCAGGAUGAUCGGCCGUCCAGAGCAGACCAAUUUGAUUAUGUGAUGUACGGAAAAGUUUACAAAAUUGAGGGUGAUGAGACUUCAACAGAGGCUGCCACACGACUCUCUGCCUAUGUGUCUUACGGAGGCCUCCUCAUGAGGCUGCAGGGAGACGCCAACAACCUUCACGGCUUUGAGGUGGACUCCAGGGUCUACCUCCUCAUGAAGAAGCUGGCCUUCUGAAACCAACCCUGCACACUCACCCACCCGGUUUCUAUUACUGCCACAGACUUAAAGUCGUACUGAGCAGGGUGCUAAAAAAAAACAUUGAACUU
Stegastes partitus (bicolor damselfish) is the source of this 735-nucleotide messenger RNA. It is a transcript of the gene polr2h, whose product is annotated as RNA polymerase II, I and III subunit H. Gene Ontology annotation, cellular component: RNA polymerase III complex; RNA polymerase I complex; RNA polymerase II, core complex. NCBI's taxonomy places the organism in Eukaryota, Metazoa, Chordata, Actinopteri, Pomacentridae. Gene Ontology annotation, biological process: DNA-templated transcription. The transcript has 6 exons. The record is from RefSeq and is a predicted model, not a curated record. The coding region runs from base 191 to 643 and encodes 150 amino acids.